AUGGCGCAUCUUGCAAAGCUGGGAGCUUUAACGGAUGAGCUUGUCACAUUAAUCACUUCCUUCUCUCCACAGUCUGAUCCUACCAGGUUCAAUACUUGUCGAGAAACUGCUCUUCGAGCACUCAGGCAUGGUAACUACAACCGAACAAACCAAUUUGAUAUUCAGGAUCGACUUGAAGGUCUGGACGAAAAGUUUCGAGUAUAUAAUGAAGAUCCACUCGCAGAUGCGCUCAAGGAGCGUUUGCAGAAACUACCUGAACUGAAAUUGAAAUGGACAUCCGAAAUUCUACAUCUACUUCUUGAAUUAUCGAAUAAGCCAGUUUCUAAGUCGAGGAUUGAAGAUCUGGAAUUGAUCAAAGUAUUAGAUCCUGAAACCGAGCCCCCUCUGAAAUGGCGAGAUCUUGUUGCCGAGGAUCCUCUGCUACGUGAAAAAAGCAUUUGGAGGAAUGUCGAUUUUGGGGCGGAUAGUUCUGAUGAUGAUGAUGCCCUUGGGGAUACUCGAUCAGAAUUGACAGAGUCGACCAGAUCAACAGGAGAAUCGAGUUUGGAUGAUGACAACACCAGGACACCCCAAGAUUUUAUUGUGAAUACACUUGAAGAGGACACUUUGAAUAAAUUGAGGAAGGCACAAUUUUGGCGGAAACCACCAAGCGUAAAUGGCAUUCAGCUAAAAACUGUUAGAAAACCUAUCACCGAACUUCAGGGGGUUCGAGAAAUUCUCUUCAUGUUUGCUGGAUCAUUGAGCUCUCUUUUCGAACCAAACCCUCGUGAUAUUCGGAUUAUUAAACCCUUGAAGAGUUAUACCUUCAAGCAUCUGACUCCGGAAGGUUAUGAUAUGCUAAUGGAAACCUUUGCAACCCAAGGCUCAGCAUUAGCUGUUCUUCGAGCCUGGGUAAAACAACCUCAAAACGUGCCAUUAUUACAGGUUCUGCAAUCAUCUAUUUCUCAGCGGAUCAUGGAUUUGGACACUAGGCUAUCCAAAAUCCAGAGUAGAUUUGUCGCUCCAUCGAAAGAUGUUGUCGUGAGUCUUCUAAGUCUACAAAACGAACUGGCGGAAUUUACCAAGCCCCUUAGCAGACUGGCCGAAAUCAUCAAAAGAGUUGAGCAUGAUCCAUAUGCCCAUGCUUUCCGGUACCUCGAGUUUCUAUACGACGAAACUUGUACCUCCCAAAUGGCUGGAGAUGAUGAUAUGUAUUCCUUCAUGGGUAAGAUCUUCUUUCAGUGCUUUCAAAUCUACCUAAGGCCAAUAAGAUCAUGGAUGGAGGAAGGUGAGCUCAGCAGUGGAGAUAACGUGUUCUUUGUCUCUGAAGUUACUGGAAACUCGGAUCCGUCUUCAAUUUGGCAGUCUCGCUUUAAGCUACGCAAGACCCAAAGUGGCGUAUUACAUGCUCCGAGUUUUCUUCACACUGCAGCGGAAAGAAUCUUUAAUACUGGCAAAAGCGUUGUUGUUCUGAAACAUCUAAAUCAAUUUGAAUCUGUACGGUUAAAGCGGAAAAUAGAACCAAAGCUCGACUUUGAUUCCGUAUGCAAUACCUCCAAAUUUUUCUUGGCCCCUUUCUCCGAGUUAUUUGAUGUAGCUUUCGAAAAGUGGAUUAGAAGCAAGCAUCAUCAUACCUCAAAUAAAUUGCGCCAAACUCUGUUCGACUCUUGCGGUUUACAUAAUGCCCUCAAUGCAUUAGCUCAUGUCUAUUUCAUCGCCGAUGGCAUUUCUUCCUCCAGCUUCAUGUCAUCUAUUUUCGAUAAGUUAGAUACGUUAGAUUCUUCCUGGAAUGAUCGUUUCUCAUUGACAGAGCUCGCACAAAGUACGAUUGGUUCCCACCCGUCCAUAAUUCCAGAACGACUUCGACUGCGAAUUCGACCUCUUUCACAAAGGAGUCGAGAUAUCAAUAGAUGUCGAAGAUCAGUCAAGGUACUCUCCAUAAUCGAACCUAUAUAUCACCUCUCUUGGCCUGUGCAAAUAAUACUUACUCCACAAACAAUACCCUCGUAUCAAGGAAUCUUUACCUUUCUCUUCCAAAUUCGUCGUAGUUCUCACAUUCUCUCCAGAGAGCGUUUAGUCUCCGAUCGUCAUAGUUCAACCAGUACCACCGAUGAACGUGCCCUCUACUACUCCCUCCGAACUCGUCUUCUCUGGUUUUACUACACUCUAUACUAUUACCUCACAUCCUUAGUAAUAGAACAACGCUCCCAAAAAAUGUAUCAGAAUCUUCAAGAAGUCGAGGAUAUCGAUGCAAUGAUUCGUGUCCAUACAUUGUUUACCAAGCGCAUUACCGAUGAAUGUCUUCUUGGUAGCAAGCUUGAGCUGAUUCAUAAGACUAUCAUCAAAUUACUUGAUCUGGGUAUCAGACUAGAAGAUGCGCAGGCUACAAAUGCGGCUCUUAGCAAAGAGACAAUGGAAAAACAACAGGAGAUCAUGGAUCUAUCACUAGCGUCUCUAGAUUUGCCACCAACACCCCGAAAAUCAACAAAUAUGAGGAUGAGUAUGAGGAUGAGUCUUGCAAAGCAAAGGGACGAGGACUCGGAGGAUGAAAUGGAGGUGGAUUUGAGUAUUUUAUCACCCGGAAUGGAAGAUCGUGAUGUUGAAUCGUAUGCACAGAAGUUGAAGAGUAUGAAAGGAGAAUUUGAUAGGUUAGUUCGGUUCGUAGGGAGUGGGUUAAGAGGGGUGGCUAGGGCGAGCGGAGGAGAGGAGGCGAAAGCCUGGGAUGUGUUGGGAGAGAUGAUCGAAGGGGGCUUGGAUACAUAG
This is a messenger RNA of Botrytis deweyae, 2742 nucleotides long. RefSeq lists its product as uncharacterized. The transcript is spliced from 2 exons. Gene Ontology annotation, cellular component: equatorial microtubule organizing center; spindle pole; centrosome. Bases 1 to 2742 code for a protein of 913 amino acids. Lineage: Eukaryota; Fungi; Ascomycota; Leotiomycetes; Helotiales; Sclerotiniaceae. Gene Ontology annotation, biological process: microtubule nucleation; spindle assembly; mitotic cell cycle. The record is from RefSeq and is a predicted model, not a curated record. Gene Ontology annotation, molecular function: microtubule minus-end binding; gamma-tubulin binding.